Molecule: messenger RNA, 10484 nt
Organism: Amborella trichopoda
Lineage: Eukaryota; Viridiplantae; Streptophyta; Magnoliopsida; Amborellales; Amborellaceae
Product: binding protein
Molecular function (GO): protein binding
Source: RefSeq, a predicted model, not a curated record
CUUCUUACCUGGUUCCUUCUUUAGUUUUCGCCAUUAAAGCUUGGCCUCGCACUGAAAACCCUAGAUCCUGGUUUUCUAUCCUUCUUCUUUAAUAAGGAUAUUCUAGGAGUUUUACAGGAUGAUGAUGUAUACUUCAUUCUUGCAAAGAUUGCAUCAUGAUACUUCGUAAUAUUAGAAGGCAGGCAUGAAUAUUGUGAAAGGUGUAGCUGAUCUACUUCGUAGAACAUCUAUUGGGCAAGCUGGAGAAAGUGCUCUAUGGUCACAUGAGAAUAUUUCAGCUCAUCCUUAUCCAAAAAUUCACUUCCGGGAAACUGGUGAUGAGGAAGUCCUGAAAACACUUUGGGAGAAAUAUGAGGAAGCCACAACAAAGGAAGAACAAGGGAAACUACUGCAAAUGUUUCUUGUGCAUUUUCUGCUGGUAUACAAGAACUGGAAGCCUGAACUUUCUUGCCAGCCAAAACAAAUUGCUACAUCUAGCCCUGAUACCAUUGUGUCUGCAGCGACCAGCAGUGAUGUUAUCAUUGGCUGCUCUUUCGGUCACCCUACAGAAGUUAUUCUUGUUCUGACCCAAGAACUUGUAAGGUUGACAGGUCUUGUCACGGAAUCACAAUCAACUUCUGACUUACCGGGCAUGUCCAUGAUAUUAUCUGAGAGACCUGAAGAAUUCAAUGUGCUGGAUGCCUUAGUAAUCAUAACUCGCUCUAUGCAUAAUCGUAGAGUUUUCAUCGUCUAUGGGGGGAUGCAAAAGCUUGCAGCACUUAUGAAAGCUGCAGUUAUUCAUCUUAAAUCAGUUGCUGGUGCCCUUGCUUCAGAUGAGCAUUUGGGUCUUUCUCAGAAGCUGAGAUCCUUACAGAACAUUCUCAUUUACGUGGUUUCUAUUAUUUCAAAUUUCAUUGAUUUGUACCUAACUGUGAACGAAAAGGCUACAAUGUAUUCCAUUCAUAUGGAUCCUUCUAUUGCAAAGGGCAGUUUGGAGGAGUCAUCAAGCAGCCUAAUGGGUAAGGAUCUUAGUGGAAGACGGUUUUCUUUACAACAGAAGGCAAUUAUAUCAGUGAUGGAAACAGGAGGUCUGAACUGGUUAGUAGAACUGUUGCGGGUCAUCAGAAGAUUGAGUUUGAAGGAUCAAUGGACAGAAAGAUCACUGCAAUUGUUAACAUUAAGAACUCUUAGAUCUGCACUAACUGAAAAUCCACGAGCUCAGAAUCAUUUUAAAAGCAUUGGGGGCUUGGAAGUUUUGUUGGAUGGACUUAGUUUUACAUCUGCCAAUGCAUCACCUACGAAGAAUACUGCUUCCAAGUGCAGAUAUGGGAAGCCUGUUCUUGAGGAUUUUGAGCUUCAAAUCCUUCUGGUGGAUGUCCUACGGGAAGCAGUAUAUGGUAAUCUCAAUAACAUGUUGUUUAUUUGUGAAAACGGAAGGAUACACAAGUUUGCAAACAACAUCUGCUCUCCUGCUUUCAUGCUUCAAGUUUUUCCACAGAAGGGGGAUGACUCAUCUUUUAAUGACAAUUCUCACAUGCCCAUUAUGGAUGUUAAUGUGAACACUUACGGACAAGAAAAGAUGGUCCAAUCAUCUGAUUCCUCUGUACCAUAUAACAAAGAACUUUCUGAGCUGACUAUUGCUUCACAAACUUGGAAGGAGUAUACCAUUAAGCUGAGUAACGUGCUUUGCUCUUUCCUUCCUCCUUCUCAAGGCUUUGCAGUACCGUCUCUGGAAACGUCGGUUGGUGUGGGCACAAUGUCAGUCUCAUCAGCAUACUGCGAGCUUGCUGUAAAAUGGAUUUUGAAAGUUCUUCUCACGGUGUUUCCAUACAUAAAGGCUUGUUCCACUCAGAACCACCUGCUAAAUCAUUUAAGGGUAUUGUCCAAUACAUUGCAACAUCACACUCUUCAUGCAUUUAGAAAAGUGCUUGUUUCAUCACCUUCAUUAUUGGAAGUCUUCCGCGAAGAAGGCUUAUGGGAUCUUAUCUUCUCAGAAAACGUUUUCUACUUUGGUCUUGGUUCUGAAGGUUUUGCUCAGGAGAUGCAUUUGAAUCUUGAACUGGCUCCUACUGAUUGUGAACGCUUUGCUACUUCUAAACCAUCUGCCAACCAAUUAAACUCAAUUGAAGUUGAGAUUCUUUAUAUGGAGAUUGUAGCGUUUGUCGAGUUUGUUGCAACAUUCAAUGGGAUAAGCAAUAACUUGCCGGAAUGCUUGGUUCUACUUGAAGCUCUGGAGCAAUGUUCUUGCAUCCCUGAAAUUGCUAGUGUUCUUGCGAAGAGCCUUCACCGUAUUUUACAACUCGCUGUUGAACAAACUGGUGCAUCAUUCAAAACAUCGGAUGCUGUAUCGCGGCUGCUAAAAGUUGCAUAUAUUCAGGUACUCGAAUUCAGAAAAGUGGUAAGUUCUUAUGCUUACUCAGAGAAUGAGGCAUGCGGAAUAGAGGUUCGGUCGCAUGAUCUGUGGAUGGCUCAUUACACUGCAACGGUCAAAAUUUGGAAUCAGUGUCUCGAAGCGUCUUUUGAACUCUUCACUGAUUAUCUCUGCAUUUCAGAUGAUGCCAAAGAUUUGGCAUUGCACAGUUCCAAAUGUGUUGACUGCUUGUUCAAGUUGUUCUGGGAUGACAGAUCUCGGAAGUUUGCCCUGAAGCACAUACUCCUUUUACUUAAGUUACCACCAUCCUCCGAGGAGGAUCGGGUGGCAAAGUUGCAGUUGUGUUCCAAAUUUUUGGAAAUAUUCCCUCGUGUGCAUGAGAACGAAGAACAAUUUGUAGAUUUGGCAAUCGAUCUGUUGGUUGCUAUAAGAGAUAUGCUUCAAGUUGAUCAAAUGUACUACCAGGCAUUGUUCCGUGAUGGGGAGUGCUUCUUGCACAUAGUAUCUUUGUUGAAUGGUGCCUUUGAUGAAAGAAGUGGAGAACAGUUGAUUCUGAAUGUUCUUCAAACGUUGACAUGUCUCCUUGCUGGCAAUGAAGCCUCUAAGGCUGCAUUCAUGGCACUCGUUGGAGCGGGUUAUCAAACAUUACAGAGUUUGCUUUUGGACUUCAGCCGCUGGCAACCAAGUGGGGCAUUUCUGGAUGCUCUUCUUGAUAUGCUUGUGGAUGGAAAUUAUGAUGCAACAUCUAAUUCUGUGAUAAAGAACGAGGAUGCUAUUCCACUAUUUUUCAGUGUGCUGCAGAAGAGCAGUGAAGAAAUGCAGCUAUAUGGACUUGAUGUAUUUAAUCAUCUAUUAAAAGAAUCCAUAAUCAAUAGGGCAGCAUGUUUCAGGGCAGGAAUGCUAAGCAUUCUUCUAGAUUGGUUUAGUAUGGAAGACAACGAUGUCAUGAUUUCUAUGAUUGCACAACUGGUCCAAGCUAUUGGAGGACAUAGCAUUUCGGGAAAGGACAUUCGGAAAAUAUUUGCCCUCCUUCGUAGUGAGAAAAUUGCUAGUAGACAAAAGCAUUAUUCCUUGCUAUUGACUAGCAUCCAGUCCAUGCUCAAAGAGAAAGGACCUACUGCUUUUUUUGAACUCAAUGGCAGAGACUCUGGGAUUGUAAUAACGACAUCUAUGCAUUGGCCUGGAAGCAAAGGCUUUUCUUUUGCAUGUUGGGCAAGAGUGGAGGAGUUCCCUGAGGAUGGAUCACUUGGUUUGUUUAGUUUUCUCACUGAGAAUGGCAGAGGAUGCUCUGCGAUGCUUGAAAAGGAUAGAGUAGUAUUUGAGUCUAUUGGCCAGAAAAGACAGAUUGCUUCCUUGAAAUUCGACCUUGUUAGUAAAAAAUGGUAUUUCCUGUGCAUAACUCAUAGCGUUGGGAGGGCCUUUUCUGGAGGGAGCUCACUGAAGUACUAUGUGGAUGGAGAUCUUGUGGCCACUGAAAAGUGCAGAUAUCCAAAGGUUAACGAGAUAUUGAGUUGCUGUACAAUCGGAACAAGAUCUCCUCUUGCUAGAAUUGAAGAUGGAGAUGAUGUCUUUGCUAUCAGAGAUUCAUUUCCUUUCUUUGGUCAGCUUGGUCCAAUCUACAUGUUUGGUGAUUCUAUUUCUUCUGAGCAUGUGAAGGGCAUUUACACCCUUGGUCCAAGUUACAUGUACUCAUUCCUUGGCAAUGAGGCUGCAGCUGUUUCUGAUCAUGCAUACUCAAAUGGAAUCCUGGAUUCAAAGGAUGGUCUUUCAUCAAAAAUACUAUUUGGUUUCAAUGCGCAGGCUACAGAUGGUCGAAGAUUGUUUAAUGUUACACCAUUGCUUGAUCAAACAGCAGAUAAACAUUGCUGUGAAGCCACAGUUAUGGCUGGAACCCAGUUAUGUUCUCGACGUCUUUUCCAGCAUAUAAUUUACUGUGUGGGGGGUGUUUCAGUAUUUUUUCCACUUUUGAAUCAGUUUGAUAGUAUAACUGAAAAGUCAAAAAGUGAGCAGGAGGAGUGUUCUAUGUUGAAAUCUAUUUUGAGAGAAAGACUUGCUGCUGAAGUCAUUGAACUUAUAGCCUCUGUUUUAGAUGAUAAUUUAGCAAAUCAGCAGCAGAUGCAUCUUCUUUCUGGAUUUUCUAUCCUUGGAUUUUUACUGCAGUCUGUCCCUCCACGGCAACUUACAUUGGAAACUGUUUCGGCAUUGAAACGUAUGCUAACUGUUGUUGGAAAUUCGGGUAUGUCAAAGAUUCUAUUGCCGGAUUCCAUUUCAAGGAUAUUUCUGAAUGCUCAUAUAUGGAUCUACACAGAUUAUGUAGUGCAACGUGAAUUGUACAUGUUCCUUGUCCAGUACUUUGACAAAGACUCCCAUUUGUUAACAAGUCUUUGUCGACUCCCAAGGAUUAUUGAUAUUAUAAGGCAGUUUUACUGGGAUAAAUCAAAAGGACGAUCUGCUUUUGGAAGCAAGCCCCUAUUGCAUCCUGUUACAGGAGAAAUAAUUGGGAUGAGGCCAAGUCGUCAAGAAGUACAGAAACUGCGUCUUCUUCUACUGAGUCUUGCCGAAAUGACAUUGAGGCAGCAUAUCUCGGCAUCUGAUGUAAAAUCUCUCAUUGCUUUCUUUGAGAAAAGUGAAGAUAUGGUAUGCAUUGAAGAUGUAUUGCACAUGAUCAUUCGUGCCACUUCUCAGAAAUCUUUGUUGACUUCUUUUCUGGAGCAAGUCAGUUUGCAUGGUGGUUAUCAGAUCUUUCUUAACCUGCUCCAUAGGGACUUAGAGCCAGUCAGACUUCAGGGAUUGCAGUUUCUUGGAAAACUUCUGGUUGGAUUACCUUUGGAAAAGAAGGGACCAAGAUUGUUUAAUCUUGCAGUCGGAAGAUCAAAGUCUCUCUCAGAGAGCAAUCGAAGAGUGAACCCAGGGUCACAGACAUUAUUUAGUGCAAUAUCUGACAGGCUAUUCAUGUUUCCACCGACAGAUUCUUUGUAUGCCACGUUAUUUGAUGUCCUUCUUGGUGGUGCUAGUCCUAAACAGGUUUUGCAAAAGCACAAUCAGCCUGAAAAGCAGAAGAAUAAGAAAAAUAGUCACAAUGAUACUGGUUCACACUUUGUCAUUCCUCAGAUCUUAGUACUUAUUUUUAAAUUCUUGUCAUGCUGCAAGGACAUAUCAACCAGAGAAAAGAUCCUAAGUGAUCUGCUCGAUCUGCUUGAAACAAACCAUUCAAACAUUGAAGCUUUGAUGGAGAACGCGUGGAGCUCCUGGUUGUUAACAUCUGCAAGCCUUGAAGUGAUCCGUAACUACAAAACCAAGACACAAGUUCAAGUUGCAAAUUCAAAGAUAAGUGAGGAAAUACUAGUAAGAAAAUUAUACGUUGUUGUCCUUUUCCACAAUUUGUGUUUAGUAAAAGGUGGGUGGCAGCAACUUGAGGAGACAUGGACUUUCUUAGUGUUGCAAUACGAACAGGGCAACUUUUCAUCCCAAAACCUGCUAAGAGAUAUCUUUGAGGAAGUUGUAGAGAAUUUGGUAGAAUGGCCCUCUGAAGAUAUUGUCUCCCAACCAUGUCGUGACAACACACUUUACCUUCUGAAGUUACUUGAUGAGAUGCUCGUAAGAGAGUGUGAUCAUAAUUUACUGCUUCCUGAGUGUGGUUUCUCUGUUGAAUACACUCCUGAUGGAUCUGAACUGGGAAGUCACAAAGAUGUUAGCCCUGCUGCUCUCGGGGCCUUGCAAGCUACAUUUGAUGAUACACUUUCUAGAUUUGGGAGCAUGUCCUUGUCUGGAAACCCCCCAAGAGGAUGUCAUCAACCUGAGUCUAUGAAGGAUGAUGUUAUGGGGAAUCAGUGGUGGAAUAUGUAUGACAAGCUCUGGAUUGUUAUAACCGAGAUGAAUGGAAAGGGACCGAGCAAGAUGCAUGUCAAAAACUCAACUGUGGGAGCGCCGUCUUUAGGACAAAGAGCACGUGGAUUGGUAGAAUCACUGAAUAUUCCUGCUGCUGAAAUGGCUGCUGUAGUUGUAUCAGGAGGGAUCAGCAAUGCACUGGGUGGCAAAUCAAACAAAUAUAUUGAUAAAGCUAUGCUUUUACGUGGAGAAAGAUGCCCAAGAAUUGUUUUCCGUCUUGUAAUUUUAUAUCUUUGCAAUGCUGAUCUUGAAAGAGCUUCUAGAUGUGUUCAGCAGUUCAUUUGUCUCCUCCCUUCACUCCUUUCCACAGAUAAUGAGCAAGGCCGAGGCAGACUACAAUAUUUUAUCUGGUGCCUCCUUGUUUUGAGAGCACAGUAUGGACCAAAGGAUGAUGGAGCUCGUUUUCAUGUCAUAUCCAAUUUGAUCCGGGAAACUGUUAAUUGUGGAAGGUCCGCGCUGGCUACCAGUAUCUUAGGGCGUCAAGAGUCAUUCGACUCAGGAAACAAACUUAAGGAAGUUGGAAGUAUUCAAAAUUUACUCCAGAAAGAUAGAGUUCUGGCUGCGGUUGUUGACGAAUUAAAAUACAUUAGACUUUCGAAAGAGGAACGAUCAAAGCAGCUACAGGAACUUCGGAUUGAGAUUGAUGAUCAAUCAUCCAUUGAGUUUUAUCAAAAGAAAUCUUUCGAAGAAGAGCUCCAAAAUAACUUAAGCAUGAUUCUUUCUGCAGAUGAUAGUAGAAAAGCUUCCUCUCAGCUUUCUUAUGAUGAGGAUCAACAAAUUAUAGCUGACAAAUGGGUCCAUAUGUUUCGGGCUCUUAUUGAUGAGAGAGGUCCAUGGUCAGCUACUCCUUUCCCUAAUAAAAUUGCUACCCAUUGGAAACUUGAUAAGACUGAGGACAAAUGGCGCCGGAGGCCCAAAUUAAAGAGAAAUUAUCAUUUUGAUACACAAAUUUGUUAUCCGCCUACAAGUUCCACAAGCUAUGAGACUUCUCAACCUGUUAAUGACAGUCUCUCUGGUCUUGGAAGCCAUGUUCCAGCAGCCAUGAAGCGCUUUCUACUUAAAGGAGUUCGUGGCAUAAGUGAAGAAGGAGUUGCUGAAAUCCAUGAAAGUCUGAAUGAGGAUGAUGAGUUCAGUGGGCAGAGCAGUACCACCAAAGAUGGCUCUGCUGAUAAACAGUCCUCAGAGCUUGUAAAGGAUGUUUUGGAUCAGAAGCCUAAUAAUCUAAACAGGAAGGAUGCUUCCUCCAGUAUGACAGACAUGAAUACAAACGAGGUUCUCUUGACUGUCCCUUGUGUCCUUGUGAGCCCAAAGAGGAAAUUGGCAGGAAGACUGGAAGUCAUGCACAACUUUCUUUAUUUCUAUGGUGAAUUCUUGGUAGAAGGGACAGGGGGUUCAUCUGUGUUUGAUGACCUAAAUGGUUUGAAUUACCCUGAUUCUAUUACUAAAUCUGAUCAAAAGUUGCAAAAAGGUCAUGGGCGUUUUAAUGUGGAUCGUGAGAAAGGAACCAUCUCGGAUAAUAUUGAUAAUGUUCCACAAGCUCCAUUUCACAUAGAGUCGAAGGAAUUGAAACGUCAUAGAAGAUGGAAUAUUUGUAAGAUCAAAGGUGUUCAUUGGACCCGAUAUCUAUUAAGAUAUACAGCUAUAGAGAUAUUUUUCAGCGAUUCGGUAGCCCCAGUUUUUAUGAACUUCGCAUCCCAGAAGGAUGCUAAAGAUGUGGGGAUGCUGAUAGUUUCUACGAGGAAUGAAGCUUUAUUUCCAAAAGCAAGCACUAAAGAUAGGAAUGGGUUUAUAUCUUUUGUUGAUAGACGUGUUGCGUUGGAGAUGGCAGAAAGAGCAAGAGAGAGUUGGCGAAGAAGAGAUAUGAGCAACUUUGAGUAUUUGAUGGUACUCAAUACGCUUUCUGGCAGAUCUUAUAACGACUUAACUCAGUAUCCUGUAUUUCCUUGGGUUGUGGCCGAUUAUUCCUCCGAAAAGCUUGAUUUUAAUAAAUCAUCAACCUUCCGUGACCUUUCAAAACCUGUGGGUGCAUUGGAUUCAAAGCGAUUCGAGGUUUUCGAGGAGAGGUACCGCAAUUUUUCUGAUCCUGAUAUUCCAAGCUUCUACUAUGGAUCUCACUAUUCAAGCAUGGGAAUUGUGCUUUUCUAUCUGCUUAGACUAGAGCCCUUUACUGCUCUCCAUCGUAAUUUGCAGGGUGGUAAAUUUGAUCAUGCAGAUCGACUUUUCCAAAGCAUCGAAGGCACAUAUAGGAAUUGCCUUUCAAAUACGAGUGAUGUCAAAGAACUGAUACCAGAAUUCUUUUAUUUGCCGGAGUUUCUUGUCAACUCAAAUGCUUAUCAUCUUGGGGUGAAGCAGGAUGGUGAGCCUUUGGGUGGUGUUUUGCUUCCUCCUUGGGCAAAGGGAUCUUGCGAAGAAUUUAUUUACAGAAAUCGAGAGGGCCUUGAAAGUGAAUAUGUGAGUUCCAAUCUCCAUCAUUGGAUUGAUCUGGUAUUUGGUUAUAAACAGCGUGGCAAACCAGCAGUUGAGGCAGCAAAUGUUUUUUAUUAUUUGACAUAUGAAGGUGCAGUGGAUCUGGAGACCAUGGAUGAUGCAUUCCAACGAUCUGCCCUUGAAGACCAGAUAGCGAAUUUUGGGCAAACGCCAAUUCAGAUAUUCCGGAGAAAACAUCCAAGAAGGGGCCCACCAGUUCCAAUUGCCAAUCCUUUAUAUUAUGCUCCUGCUUCCAUCACCUUGACUUCUGUAAUUUCCAGUACAGCUCAUCAACCAUUACCAGUGCUCUUUGUCGAUGUUUUAGAUUCAAAUCUUAUACUUGUUAACCAAGGCCUGACGAUGUCUAUCAAGAUGUGGUUAACAACCCAAUUGCAAUCCGGUGGGAACUUGACUUUCUCUGGCUCACAGGAUCCAUUUUUUGGAAUUGGUUCUGAUAUUCUUACUCAUCGAAAAAUUGGUGCACCCUUGGCUGAGAAUAUGGAGCUUGGGACACAGUGCUUGGCUACACUACAAACACCGUCAGAAAAUUUUCUUAUUUCUUGUGGCAACUGGGAGAACAGUUUUCAGGUCAUAUGCCUAAGUGAUGGGCGGAUGGUCCAAAGCAUAAGACAGCACAAGGAUAUAGUCAGUUGUGUCGCAGUGGCAUCAGAUGGAAGAACUGUGGCCACAGGAAGUUAUGACACAACAGUGAUGGUAUGGGAGGUCAAUAUGCUGAGGUCCAUGGACAAGAGAGCUCGACAUAACCAAACAGAGUUCUCCCGGAAAGACCUCAUCAUUUCCGAAAAUCCAUUCCACAUCCUAUGUGGUCAUGAUGACAUAAUCACAUGCAUUUGUAUCAGUGUAGAGCUUGAUGUGGUUAUCAGUGGAUCAAAAGAUGGAACAUGUGUCAUCCAUACAUUACGAGAAGGAAGAUACAUAAGAUCUAUUCAGCAUCCAUCUGCUUGUGCCUUGUCAAAACUAGUCAUUUCACAACAUGGGCGUCUGGUUUUCUACUCCAAUGAUGACCUAAACCUUCACCUGUACUCAAUUAAUGGGAAAGCCAUGGCUUCCUCUGAGUGUAAUGGCCGCCUAAACUGUAUGAAGCUUAGCCCUUCUGGAGAAUUCUUGCUUUGUGCAGGUGAUCAAGGACACAUAACUCUAAGGGCUAUGCAUUCUCUUGAAGUUGUGAGGAGGUAUGACGGUACUGGAAAGAUAAUAACUUCUCUUACUGUUACCCCCGAAGAGUGCUUCCUUGCUGGGACAAAGGAUGGAAGCCUCCUUGUGUAUUCUAUAGAAACUCAGCUCCGUAGGGGUAAUACUUCACGUAAUUUGAGGUCCAAAGGUGCUGCACCAGGAUAGAAUCAAAGAUGUGUGUACUUAUCUGGCUUCCUUCCAUUUAAAUUAUCAGCAGUAGCUGGUGUUGUUACUGAGGGUUUUUUAAAUCAACUGGCUCUCUUUAUACUUUGCAUGGGUUUCACCUGUACAGCAUGCGCAAUGUAAAUUACUGGUCAGAGGCCUCGACUCGAGGUAUUUGUAAGUGUCACUCAUAGUGUUAAAGAUAAGCCCAGCUGAACUUGCUGAUUCUUUGUUCGAACUUUCCAAGUCAGGUUUCCUUGCCAGCAUAAAUUUUUUAUCAAUUUCUUAUUUCAUAUGACUGAAUAUUGUUUUGUAUAUAUUGUGGAUUUGUCCGUCUGAUUGUUCAAGAAUAUGAUGGACGAACACAUGUAUCACACACGUGUUAUUGAAAGCGAAAUCGUAUAGAGUAGUAUAUUUUGUUGAA